AUGAUGACUGGAAUAGGUGGUUACCUGGCUUUAGCUAGUUGCUGUCGACAGCUUGCUUUCGCAUCUGGAACCGCCAAUUCAGUUGUAGUUGUUCCGAGUUCACCGCCGUCAAAUGCAGCUCCACCUAUUUUAGAAGCUUUCAUCAGCUACUCCAUCGAAUUCGUCUUCUUCCCCGACUUCGCCGGCUCACCCUCCUCCCCCAACACAUUCUCCAACAACCUCCUCAACAACCUCGGCAACCUAACCGGCACAAAACCCUACAUCCGCGUCGGAGGCAACACCCAAGACUACGCCCUCUACAACGCCACCCUCCUCUCCGCCCCCGUCAAUGGCUCCUACGACCCCUCCCGCUCCCCAGACUACCCGACCACAAUCUCCAUCGGGCCCUCCUUCUUCGACUCCUACGCCACCUUCCCAGACACAAAAUUCAUCCACGGCUUCAACCUCGGUCUCGGCGGGAACACCUCUCACCCUGAAGGCUGGCAGACGCUCCUUGAUACCGUGCCGCUGGCUUGUAAGGCGCUGGGUAGUGGUGGUGGUGGUGGCGAGGGGAAGUUGCUUUGGUGGGAGUAUGGGAAUGAACCGGAUUUGUACUCUACUUCUGCGCAGGGGCCGGUGAGGCCGUCUGGGUGGGAUGAGGGGACCUUUGUGGAGCAGUGGGUGAAUGGGACGAGAGCGAUCAGGGGACAGUUGGAGAGGUAUUGUCCGGAGAUGCUGGAGGGAGGUAGGUAUGGGUAUUUGGCGCCGAGUUUUGCGGGCACGAAUAAUAGGUUGAAGCCGGUGGUUGCAUGGAGGGAGGGGCUGAAUAGGGAUGGGGAUGUGAGGAUUUUUUCGUCGCAUAACUACAUCGGCGGCGCCACCCAACCCGGCAUAACCCUCCAAAACACCCUCCUCAACCACACCAAAACCCGCCUCUCCAUCUCCUCCCAAGUCGCCCUCCUCACCGACCUCACCACCACCAAUCCUCCCCUCCUCCCCAAAGACAUCCCCUUUAUCCUCGGCGAAACAAACUCCCUCUACAAUCAAGGCAAACCCGGCCUCUCCAACUCCUUCGGCGCCGCCCUCUGGAACCUAGAUUUCAAUCUCUACUGCGCAGCAGUCGGCAUCAGACGCGUGCAUAUGCACAUGGGCACGGAUUACCGGUAUGCGGCCUGGCAGCCUAUCAGCACCAAUAAGACGAGCAUCGGUACGAAACCGCCCUAUUAUGGACAGGUUGCUGCUGCGGCGGUGAUUGGGAGGGUAGGUAGUGGGAGUGAGAAUGGAACGAGGGGGGAGGUGAGGGUUGUGCAUUUGGAGUUGGAAGGGGAGUUGGAGGCGGCGUAUGCGGUGUUUGGAGGUGGCGGUGGGAGGUUGGAGAGGAUUGCGGUGGUUAAUAUGAGGGCGUAUAAUUAUACUGUUAAUGGGACUACGGCGAUACUUAAUCCGGAGAAGAGGCAGAGUAGGAUUUAUAGGUUUCAGGUCCCGGGGUAUUGUGGAAGCAGGGAGAAGGUGGAUGUUAAGCGCUUGUGGGCCAAUGGGAGUGAUGCUAUUACGGGUGUUACUUGGGAUGGGUGGAGUUAUAAUUGGGAGUUGGAUGAGGGGAAACCGGUGAGGUUGCGGAAUGUCACGGUUGGUGAGGCGGUGGAGGUGGUGGAGGAUGGGAGGGGAGAGGGAGUGGUGAGUGUGGAGGUGCCAGAUUCGAGCGCGGCUGUUUUGGAGUUUGGGGGGAAGUGAAUGGGUCAGAAGGGGGCGGUGUUCUCUGGCAGCUGUCCAGCACUUCGAUUUAUUGUGUAGCCAGUGAUACAAUAACCAUGACAUGGAAGAUCGCGCAGGUAUAUUUGAGGAAGCGGUAUUUAAUGCUUGAAAAUCAUUCAAAACGAGGAGUUGAUUAUUGUGUCACUGCCAAGCCGCUGUCCAAGUAAUUGGGCCUGCUGAAAAGACUGGGCCUCAUAGACCGUCGUAGUUUAACCUCCUACCGCACGAUGUUCCAUUUUCCAUCGUUCCCUAACCCCAACAGUCUACAUUCUCUGCUUCGACUUUGGGACGAAUGACCUUGUUUACAUUCUCGCUGACCCUCGCUUAACUGUCAACAUUUCUUGGCUAUCUACUGGGAAGAAAUUCUUCUCGAUACAAGUGGUGGCGACCUCAGUCUCGGUACCUGAAAAGACACGAGUCAACACUACGGACUGAAUCUUGAGUGAUGACGAUUUUGGGCUAUUUCCACGGCCACUCGGAUUUUCCUUUAGCUCCUCUCCGUUGACUGUUCAGUUGAACUUCCCC
This is a messenger RNA of Cadophora gregata, 2259 nucleotides long. RefSeq lists its product as uncharacterized. The record is from RefSeq and is a predicted model, not a curated record. Bases 1 to 1713 code for a protein of 570 amino acids. The transcript has 3 exons. NCBI's taxonomy places the organism in Eukaryota, Fungi, Ascomycota, Leotiomycetes, Helotiales, Ploettnerulaceae.